AUGCCGCAGAAAUCGCAUCUCCCCGGGCACCUCGAUAGCCUCCGCACCAAGACCCGACCGCGUCACCAAUUGCUCGUGCUGAAGUGUUAUCCGAGAUUGCCAAAGAACGCGACAGCCGACGUCAGACCCAACAGUUCCGAGCUGUCAUACCUGAUUUAUUAUUGUUCGUCGCGCCAGGAAAAGCUGCCCAAGGUCGGGAUCUAUCUUCAGAAGAGCAUUGCGACCGAUGUACAUCGCUGGCAGAGCGCGCGAGUACACGUAACACUACAAAUCUUGACGGCGUUCUUGGAACACAAGGAGAUUGGAGGCCGUGCGAGCGGUUUCACCCUCUUCGCACCAUAUGUGAGUAUCACACCCUAUCUCAGCAUGGGACGUGUGGGACUGACGCAUGGAAGGUACUGCGCAUAAUUCGAGAGAUAAUCAACAACACCAACGAUAUUAGUCUUGUGGAGGCCACAACUAGCACUUGGGACGCCUUCUGUCAGCAUCAGGACGUUGGGAGCUUGGCCGCCGAUGCCGAGUAUCGCGCGCUCUACGAAGAAAUCGUUCGUCUCUAUGCGGAUCUCGCCCGGAAUAGCUCGAAGAAACUGGGCGGGUCGACACAACUGGUCGCGCAUCACGAUGCCACCCGCCUUCGCAAGGCUGGAGUUGCUGCAAUUAAGAGUAUCUUCGUCCCGACCGAAUUGGAUCGCCAGUGGAACCGUGCUUUCGAUUCCACGUUCGCGGCGGUCCUGAGUAAUCUGCAUCGCGACCUGCAAGCGAACGAAGAGCCGCAAGAUUAUGUAGAGCAUCUUAUUGCUCUCAACGCGAAAAAUGAGCAAGAAGAAGAGCAAGUCAGUGCGGUCAAUCGCAGACAAAGUAUAGCCACAGUCCGUACAUUUUCUGGCCUAGCCGAUGAACAAGACCCGGACCCUAGAGCCGCCGAAGGCACUGCGCAAGAUGCUGAUCGUCUCGCGGAAGAAGAGGUUGGCCUCUUGGCCUUGGAUUGCAUCAAGACAGUCUUCUCUUCGCAAAACCGCGCACAGGCUCGAGGUGGCGCUGAGGCGUUCAUGCGCUAUGUCGCCGAAAAAGAACAACGCUACAUUGCAACGAAUAAACCCGUCACCAUUGAACCCUGGGCCGCGGAGCUCUUCCGCCUAAUAAUAUCUUGGACACCAGUACAGGUAAGAGAUGACUGUUAAAGACAUUGAGAGCACAGAGUCUAAUUUAUGCUAGGAUCGAUUCAUCUUCAUUGUCACGGCAGUAGAAUUUCUAGUCCGAUUUCCCAUGGAAAGCUCUCAAAGCUUCAGGGUCGCCGCCGUCUAUGCAAAGAGCAUACUCGACGUCUUGCGCUCAGACUUAAAUCUGAUCGGGCUUUCAGUCAUCGAUAUCCUGCUUGGUUUGAUCCAUAUGACAGUACGGACCAUCGCCAUUGCACGCGCCAAAACGACCGAUGCCCCAAUCAACCGGAUCACGACCGCGGCAUCCAAGACUGGCGCAGCAGAGGAACUGAUACCGUACUUCAAAGCGUGCAUUGCCAACUUGGCCCGGCACGUCUAUUAUUCGGAUCAAGUUACGGAUCUGAUAUCGUUCAUACUCCUGCGGGUCAAGCCGGAUGCCGAGACGACAGCAACAGAACCUUCAUCAGAGAGGGAGCGUCCAGCUACAAUGACGGCAGCCACGAACCCCAAGGUAUCAGCAAGUGACGUCGCAUCUGCUGCCGGGCGACCGCACACUCAGGGCACGCCGACGAGUUCAACGGGGACAUUCGCUACGGAAGAUGGUCGCCAAAUUGCCCUCGAGAUCAUAAAGGACAUCAUUGACAUCGCCAAGUCGACGCAGCAAUACUCUACCGGCUCCGUCGUGAUAACGCGCAACCGCGUUCCCCUUGGUGUCUGGGAAGGGAGCCAGUGGCUCCUCCGCGAUCCCUCCCACGACGUGCGCAGAGCCUACAAGACCGCCCUCCUCGAAUGGGUGCGCUUCGAAUCCGACGAAGGCGACGAAGCCCUCAUCGACUUCGAAGCAGACGACUGUAUCGAAAAACUUGCGGAGAAGAAGAAGCCCGCGGCGUCUUUGCACGGUAGUAUCGGGCAGAGUCACCGGAGCGCACAUCCGCAAUUGUUGAUGUUACCUACGAAUGGAGCGGCAGGGGAGAGGAGGAUGAGUUCGGGGAAGAAUUCGAGUAACGGGACGGAGCCUGAUGCUACGAAGCCGAGGGUGAGGGCGAGUGAUUUGAAGGAGAUCAUUGAUGGGAAGAGAUUCGUGGCGCCGGUCAAGAGUGGUGGUGGAGAGGAGCAGCCGUUGGACGUCAAGGCCUUGUUGGCGACGAUUAAGAUUGAUCCGUCGAGGAAUCAGGGCCUGUCGAUGGCGCCGCCUUAUUAG
This is a messenger RNA of Lecanosticta acicola, 2361 nucleotides long. Lineage: Eukaryota; Fungi; Ascomycota; Dothideomycetes; Mycosphaerellales; Mycosphaerellaceae. The record is from the annotation of a GenBank genome assembly.